Molecule: messenger RNA, 1040 nt
Organism: Mya arenaria
Lineage: Eukaryota; Metazoa; Mollusca; Bivalvia; Myida; Myidae
Exons: 4
Coding region: 7-903 (298 amino acids)
Source: RefSeq, a predicted model, not a curated record
GCCACCAUGUGGUUCAUGGAUGGAACCCACUCAACGGCCCCUCAGCAGUUCAAGCAAGUGUUCACCGUCAGAGUGCUGCUCGGAGAGACGUCGGCCACAGCAGCAUAUGCCCUUCUGCCUUCAAAAACUCAAGAAGUAUAUGAAGAGUGCCUCACUGCCAUCCUCGAUGCUUGCCUGCGCAGGAACAUCCGUCCCAAUCCCACCAAAGUCGUCACAGACUAUGAGAUGGCCAUCCACAACGCAGUACAUGCUGUUUUGUCGAACACUAUCGAAAUACAGGGAUGUUUCUACCAUCUGACGCAAUCAACAUGGAGGUAUCUUCAAGGGGAAGGACUGCAGGCCACCUACAGGGAGGACCCAGACAUUCGUCAGUUCUGUGGAAUGUUGGACGGACUGGCCUUCCUUCCAGAGGAUCAGGUGAAGGAAGGAAUGGCGUACCUGAAGAGCCAGACUACAGAAGUCCUGGAGCCAGUAGUCGACUACUUCGAUCGGAACUACGUCAACGGCCCUUUCAGAUCUGUCAGAUCGCAGACCGGUGGCCUCAUCUUCCGACGCACUCAACCAAGGUUCGAGCCAGCCACUUGGAACGUCAACACAGCCACUUUGAACGACGAGGCCAGGACCAACAACGUGUGUGAAGCCUGGAACAAUGGGUUCCGGUGUCUCGUCGGCCACGUCAAUCCCUCGCUUUGGACUGUCAUCUCCUGCUUCGAGAAGGACGCUGCAAUGGUGGAAGCAGAGAUCCUCCGUGUCCAGAGAGGCCAGCCAUCAAAGAAGCCAGCGAGGAAGGGAACAGUACGAUACCAGAAGACGUUGAAGACCCUGUGCCAGCAGUUAUCCAAUGGACAGAAGACGGUCGAAGAGUUUCUGCAGGCCAUUGGGGGUCACAUCCGACUGCGUUAGGACUGAACAUCUGUAAUGUACCUGUAAUAUGAUAUGAUGAAUGUGCUAAAAUGAAUGUGCUAUUUUGAUCUUGAUUAGUGAAUUACUUAUCAUACCAUUCAGAGAACAGAAACGUAUUUUUUGUAUAUACUUGUAUA